CACUAACAAGAGUGGAAUUGAGAGAACUCACUUCCUUAAGUUCAGUCUGACAAGGCGAGUUCAUCUGGAUACGGACCGGGGUUUCCCACCCAAUGCAAAAUGGCGAGUGAUCCGGGCAUUGCUCUGCGAACCCGAAGAUCUAUCCACAGUUCUCCAAACCAGCAGGAACAGGAAGGCACAGGGGCAGAGGGUAACCAGGGGGACCACCAUUUCACCAGCAACGGUAAAAUGGACGUAGAGCACAUCAUCAGUAAAAAGCUGCAACUGAAAAGGAAAGCAGAGCACCUGAAAACUCAUCUUAUGAAGCAGCUGGACUCUCAGAUGAAUGAUUUCAUGCAUAACCUGAUCGAGGAGUCGGCUAAUUUGGGGCUGGACCCCAUUUCAACAUCCUUCUCCACGCCUCUCUCUGAAAAGGAGAAAAGCAAGCUCAGACUUUUGCGGGGCUCUCAAGAACAGGGCAAGCAGUUUGUCAUCCGACGAUCCUUAUUAGAUGAACUGUUUGAAGUCAACCACAUUCGCACCAUCUAUCACAUGUUCAUCGCUCUGCUCCUACUCUUCAUCUUCAGCACGCUGGUCAUGGACUUCAUUGACGAAAGCAGAUUAGUGUUAGACUUUGACCUGCUGGUGUAUGCGUUUGGACAGUUCCCUCUGGUGGUGUGCACGUGGAUUUGCAUGUUCCUCUCAGCGUUGGUGAUACCGUACGUGCUGUUCCACGUGUGGGCCACUCACUACAGCACCUCACAUCGCUCCGCUCUCUGGACAGGGUUGGUAGGAUCACUGUUUCUCCUCUACCAGCUCAGUCUGUGCUUCUUCCCUACAUAUGUGACCAUAAAGAACAGCCUUCCGCCAGCAUCACGGUUCAUUGUCAUCCUGGAACAGGUGCGGCUGAUAAUGAAAGCACACUCCUUCGUCAGAGAGAAUGUUCCAAGAGUGAUAUCAGCAAAGAAAAACACAACCAAUUCUGUGGUCAUCCCCCAAGUGACUCAGUAUCUUUACUUCCUCUUUGUGCCCACUCUUAUCUACAGAGACCAUUAUCCAAGGAAUCCAUGUAUCCGGUGGGGCUACGUGGCUACUAAACUACUACAGGUUCUGGGGUGUCUGUUCUACGCCUACUACGUGUUCGUACGACUUUGCAUCCCACAAUUCCGUAACAUCGGCCCUGAGCUCUUCAACCUCAAGGUCAUGGUGCUUUGUGUCUUCAAUUCCAUACUCCCAGGAGUGCUGGUGCUUCUCUUGGGUUUCUUUGCCUUCCUGCAUUGCUGGCUCAAUGCCUUUGCGGAGAUGUUGAGAUUCGGAGACAGGAUGUUUUACAAGGAUUGGUGGAACUCCACAUCAUUUGCCAACUAUUACCGCACGUGGAACGUUGUGGUGCACGACUGGCUUUAUUAUUACGUGUACCGAGAUUUCCUCUGGAUGACACAAAAGCGAUUCCGGGCGGCGGCUAUGCUGUUUGUUUUCACUGUGUCAGCUGUUGUGCAUGAAUAUGUGUUGGCCAUCUGUUUUGGCUUCUUCUACCCCGUCCUCUUCUGCCUCUUCAUGUGUUUUGGAAUGGUCUUUAACUUCAUCCUGCAUGACCGGAGGAAAGGACCCGUCUGGAACGUGGUCAUGUGGACCAUGCUCUUCCUAGGUCAGGGCAUGCUGCUCUGUCUGUACUCCCAGGAAUGGUAUGCACAGCGCUACUGCCCCGUGAAGGAGCCUUCUUUUCUAGACCUGCUGAAGCCUCGUUCCUGGAACUGUUACCUGCAGACCGCGCCCACUGUAGACUCUGCCUGAGCUGACCAGACCAACUGUUUACUGAAUGUGAUUAGACAAGAAAAAGCACAACAUACUUUUUUCCCUUUUUUAAUUCCUUCAACUUUUUAUUGCACUAUGGUCAUGUUUAAUAUGACAGUCUUACUGUAUGGUUGGUCUUUGAGAUUGAUGUCAAAUUUACAGAGUGGCCUUGGUUACUCUAAUGGUGAGAUGGCAGCAGUUAAUUAGAUGCCAAGAACAUGUUCUGAAAAGCGCACAGGGGUUGAAAACAAACCUCUUAAGAUUCAUUUCAGAUUGAUUUUUUAAUACUUGACUCCGCACGCAGGUUCAUCAUUUUUAAAAUGUCAUUUUUAAAAUCUGCCAUAUUUUUCUAAGCGAUUAACCAGCUUGAAGAGAUUAUAUUUUAAUAAUCAUGUUAAUGUAAGAAAAUAAAUAUUAGGUUAUUAUCUAAGGGUGGAAGAUUACAGAUGUUUAUUGUCCUCUUUGUGGAUAAUGUCAAGUAUAUAACCAUCUGUUUCAAAAACUGUUUCAGUGAUGCUGUUUUAAAGUUCACUUUUGUUUAAAAAAAAAAAAAAAAGCUAUUUUGACUUAAAUUAUCUGUGGGUCUCCUCCAAUCAGUGUGAACUUUGGCUUUCCCUUGAUUGCUGUUCUUAGAAAGGGGAAAGAACCACAUGACUUGAGGUUUAAGAGUUGCAAUGUUAGGAAGUUAAGAAGUGAGACCAGAUGUGAUUUGAAUCUGAUUGGAUUUUUCUACCCAUGUGUGAUAUCUCAAAUACUUUUGGACUGAU
Molecule: messenger RNA, 2540 nt
Organism: Chanos chanos (milkfish)
Lineage: Eukaryota; Metazoa; Chordata; Actinopteri; Gonorynchiformes; Chanidae
Gene: soat1
Product: sterol O-acyltransferase 1
Exons: 16
Coding region: 100-1773 (557 amino acids)
Biological process (GO): cholesterol efflux; cholesterol metabolic process
Cellular component (GO): endoplasmic reticulum membrane
Molecular function (GO): fatty-acyl-CoA binding; cholesterol binding; cholesterol O-acyltransferase activity
Source: RefSeq, a predicted model, not a curated record